Messenger RNA from Austrofundulus limnaeus, 5529 nucleotides. RefSeq names its product TBC1 (tre-2/USP6, BUB2, cdc16) domain family, member 1 (gene tbc1d1). The record is from RefSeq and is a predicted model, not a curated record. The transcript has 24 exons. The coding region runs from base 329 to 4372 and encodes 1347 amino acids. NCBI's taxonomy places the organism in Eukaryota, Metazoa, Chordata, Actinopteri, Cyprinodontiformes, Rivulidae.
CACUUGUCAUGCAGAGGAGGAGGGAGGACGGCUCGGCUCGGCCCGGCCCUGUUUUCUAUAUUUAACUCGAGCUACAAACACACGGAGCAGCGUAAAGGUCUCUGCUGUGGAUAAAUAGGUACAUGUGGUGCAGGAAGCCUCAACAUGCACCCCGGACAGGAGUGAACUAACAGGAACAUUGGUGAAUAAGGGGAAAGGGAUUUCCGCUAUAAAAGUGAUUUUUGCACUUCCGCUUGAUGACUUCGAUCUGCUGUCUCCGCAGACUCAAGUUGAAGAUUUGACAAGGUAAAGCAGAGGCAAACAUCUGCCUCUGGACUCAGAAACCAGCAUGGAUGGACUGUUCUUUGAGGUGAAGCCAGAAGCAGGUGAAGCCCAGAGGCCUCGGAGCUUUGACAAACCUAGUCAUGGUCUAACCCCGAACCACCACUCCUGUCCAGCCCUGUCACGCCUCACCUCUUCCCCUCCGAUAUGUUCUGGUGCUCGGGAGAGCAGCUCCACGUGGAGGGGGCAGGUGGAUGAAGGGGAGAUGAGGUACAAGCUGACUAUGAUUGGUUUUCGGACGGUCCACCAUCAGACCACCAUGGCCAUGUUGCCCUGGGUGGUGUCAGAGAUCUGCAGGUCUGCGAAGAAGGACCCAAGUGUCGGGUCACUUGUGACUGCAGGGGGUUCGAUGGAUCCGACUUUGUGUAAUAAAACAGUUUGCCUGUACGUGUCUGUAUCCUGGGUGCGGUGUGUGUCCGCCAUGGGAGAAUCAAGUCUCUGGGACCCUCUAACGCACACCGUCCUGUUUGAAUGUCGUCCUCACCAAGUGACCAAAAUGCUUCACAACAGUCAGGAGCCCAGUGUCUUUGCCUGCCUGGUCAGAGGGGUGCUGAAGUGUGCCUGCUACGUCUUCCAGUGCCUGGACUGCACCAAGGUCCCUGAGAUCAUCAGUACGUUAAGGCAGGCUGGCAAAAGUUCAGCACGCAACAAUGACAUCACUGUUGAUCCCAAUAAAACGUCCACUGGAACUGGAGGAGGUGAUUCUCCUGAAACAUUUGUUUCCUCUUCAACAAACUCCACAGAUCCUACCUCUGUUGUGUCUCCAACAACCUUUGCCAAAAAGUUUGAGGUACUGUUUUGUGGCAGAGUGAGUGUUGCCCACAAGAAAGCCCCACCCGCCCUAAUAGAUGAGUGCAUCGAGAAGUUCAGUCAGCUGCAUGGCUCCAGGACCACUGAUAAAGGAGGAAAUAGUGGGGGACUGGUGGAUGGGUUGAGGAGGGCUUUAAGCUUCCAGUCCAACGGACUGGGAGGUGGUUCCGUUCGUAAUGGUGCAGCAGGGAGCACCACUUCUGGGACACCACCUGUUCUGUUUAAGCGGGACCCCAGCUUCCCCAGUCUACGUGCCCUGGAUGAGAACGGUCUCUCGCCGGAGAUUUCUAAUAUCAACACUACAGAUUCCCUCUCCUCUUCUACUAAAGUCCAGCCCACCAGCCUGCAGGAGAACCGGACCAUGCUGUUCACGGUGGGCAAGUCCCAGAUCUUCUUGGUCAGUCCAGACACUAAGAAAGUAGCCAUAGAAAAGAGCUUCAGAGAAAUCUCUUUCUGCUCCCAGGGAAUCCAUCACGUGGAUCACUUUGGCUUCAUCUGCCGAGAAACGGAUGAAAGUGGAAACUGGCACUUUGUGUGCUACGUCUUCCAGUGUACCGAUGAAUCAUUGGUGGAUGAAAUCAUGCUGACUUUAAAGCAGGCGUUCACUGUGGCGGCCCUGCAGCACAAUCAAAAGACUCAGAGCCAGCAGUGUGACAGCUGCCCCAUGCAGCAGCUCCACAGGCUGUGUGAGAGAAUAGAAGGUCUGCAUCCAUCUAAAACAAAACUGGAGCUUCAGAAACACUUGGCCACUUUGGACAAUGAUGAACAAGCUUCAGUUUUUGAGAACACUAUGCGAUCUCGUCCUAAGAGCGAUCAGGAAGAGAAUGAGUUAGUGAUGGCCUCUCUGAGGAGUCUGUGUGAGGAGAAGCAGAAGAACCAUCAGCACGUAGUGACUGGAGACAACAAACAGGUCUGUGAGGAUGCAGCUCCUCAGGAUACACCGCAGCAGAGCAGUAGUCGCCUGGAGGCGUUCAAGAGCAGAGCAAAACGCUCGCUUACCGAGUCUUUAGAAGGCAUCUGGAAGGGAAGCAGCAGGUCCAGACCUCAGAGGGACAACAGUCAGGGAAGUGAGAGCAGCUCUUCUUUUACAUUCAACAGCAGCCAAGAGCAGCCUUCUCUCGAUGAUGCCUUGUCUUCCUCGCCUCAGCGACGACCCACCAGCCCACUCAAAGGCCACAGCUCAGCAGGGGACCUAAAACGUCUCGAUAGGUCUCCCCCUCGGUCCUCCUCUUCCUCUCUCCCCGGCGACCCUGAGCUGCAGGGCUUCCGCCGACGAGCCAGCACGUUCAGCCAUUCCCCCACCCCUUCCUCGUUACUCGAGUGUUCCCCGUCCCAGAAGCUAUCCCACGCAGGGCAGGACCCCAGUGCAGCUACCAAACCCAAGCUCGUACGACACUACUCCGUCAGCACUGACUCUCCACACCAGAGCAAAAAUCUCCCAAACGACUCCACUCUUCCUCCACUUCCUUCCUGCUCUCCAUCACACUCUCCUCUCCUUGUUCGUCAUCCUUCCUCACCUUCUGCUGGAGCCAGGUUUAAUAAGAGAAGUACUCUGGGUGGUCUCCGUGCCCGUCUCCACUCCUCCUCCUCUGUCCCUAAUUUUCUGAAAUUUCAAUUUCUGGCUCCUGUCCAAGAGCAUGAUUGUCCCGAGCCAAAGAACAGCGAUGUAGCUGGUCUUUCUACAUCGACACAUGAAAGUCCUCUGCGCAACCACCGGCACUCAUGGAGGCAGCAGAUCUUCCUACGAGUCGCUACGCCUCAGAAAGGCACAGAUACGAGCGAACCGGUGGAUUCUGGUUUGGAUGUGGCUCGAAUGUGCGUGGGCCCGGUGGCUGUUGUAGGAAAUCGAGACUCUUCCAUGAGAGCGGUGCCAGAGGAGGCGACAAAGAGGAGCAGAGAGGAGCUGAGGGAGCUGUGGAGGAAGGCCAUCCUGCAGCAGAUCCUGCUGCAACGGAUGGAGAGGGAGAACCAGAAGCUACAAGCCUCAGAGAGUGAUCUGCAGAACAAGCGCCUGAAGUUGGACUACGAGGAAAUCACUCCAUGUCUAAAGGACGUCACUCUGGUGUGGGAGAAAAUGCUGGGAACUCCUGGGAGAUCAAAGGUCAAAUUUGACUUUGAGACCAUCCAUGAUGCUGUUGCACAAGGCGUCCCGAGGCAGCAUCGAGGUGAGAUCUGGAAGUUCCUCUCUGAGCAGUUCUUACUCAGGCAGACGGUUCCCUCUCGGCCUCCGUCCAAUCACACUCCGUACAAAGAGCUGCUGAAACAACUCACCUCGCAGCAACACGCCAUCCUCAUAGACCUGGGUCGCACUUUUCCUACCCACCCGUAUUUCCAAGCCCAACUGGGGGCAGGACAGCUCUCACUGUACAAUAUACUGAAAGCCUACUCACUGCUCGACCCUGAGGUGGGUUACUGUCAGGGCCUGUCCUUCAUUGCUGGAGUGUUGCUUUUACACAUGGGGGAGGAGGACGCCUUCAACAUGCUCAAAUUUCUCAUGUUUGAUGCUGGUCUGCGGAAACAGUACAGGCCUGACAUGAUCAUCCUGCAGAUUCAGAUGUACCAGCUGUCACGGCUGCUUCACGACUACCACAGAGAUCUGCACAGCCACCUGGAGCAGCAGGAGAUCGGGCCCAGCCUGUACGCCACCCCCUGGUUCCUGACUUUAUUCGCCUCACACUUCCCCCUGGGCUUCGUGGCCCGAGUGUUCGAUAUGUUGUUUCUGCAGGGUUCAGAGGUCAUCUUCAAAGUGGCGUUGAGUCUUCUCGGCAGCCACAAGCCUCUUAUUCUGCAGCACGACAGCCUGGAGUCCAUAGUGGACUUCAUUAAGACCCUGCUGCCCAACCUGGGCCUGGUGCAGAUGGAGAAAACAAUCAACCAGGUUUGUGAGAUGGACGUGUCCAAGCAGCUGCAGGCCUACGAGGUGGAGUACCACGUGCUGCAGGACGAGCUCCUGGACACCCCUCCAACCCUCAACCAGCAGCAGAGAGCCGCGCAGCUGGAGCGGACCAAUCAGAGCCUCCGGCAGCAGAACCUGGACCUGCUGGAGGAGCUGCAGGUGUCCCACGCUCGAGUCUGCAGCCUGGAGAGUCGAGUGGAGGCUUUGAGCCAGUCGGAGGGCCAGCUGAAGGAGCAGGUCUCUGCUCUGGAGGAGGAGAAGCAGCAGCUGGUGAGCACCAUCGCACGCCUCCAGAACGUCCUCACCAGCCUGGGAAUACAGCUCGAUGGGCAAACACUCCCCUGACCCGCUGAAAGUCAGGACAGUCCCCACAGGACAGUAGACUCUGUGCCUCCUUCGCUUUCAAAGCAUUCAGAACUACAUUGUCUGUCAGGUGGUGGUGACUCCUGGAGGAGCAGCAGUGAAAGGACUGAGAGAAAGAUGCUAAAAGGCUCCAAAAUGUUGGGUUUUUGUAAGAAUAGAGUGGAGGAGUUGUCUGGUCGAAAAGCGUGAAAUAAAGCAGCAAGUUGGUUAAAGUAGAAAGAAUCUUCUCUCUCCAACAUUAAACAAACUGCCCUCAGAGUUAGCACUGCCCCUGGCCUGUAAAAACAGACCUGCACCUGUGUUUUACAGACGCCUUCCUCAGAGUCCAAUGCAACAAGUCUAAAACGGCCAAAGAAUAUUUUUGUAUUUAAGCUGGAAGAACAAAGAGUCCAAUUCACAGUACUCUGAAACGUGACGAAAGUCAUCGUUACAGAAGUCCCAACACACAAAAAAACGAGUCGUUCCCAAAGAAAAACAACAAAAAAGUGUCAAACAAUGAUGUAAUGUUUUUGCGUGAAUGUUUUCCAAAGGUAGAAUCCGACUUGAGCUAAAUGAUGCUGGUUCUUGAACUGGUGCUGACAUGGAGGAGCCGGGUCAGGAGCAGGAGGGGAGGUGGGGAGGCUUUCUCCUCUAUUUUUUGAUUCUUCCUCUGCAUUUGUAGUUUUACUUCCUGGCCCUGUACAUCUGAACUUCAUUUAGCUCCAGCAGCUUUACAGGAAGUGCAACACAAUAUAUCCAGUUCAUUUCACAUCCUGUUUUUCACCUUUCACAUACACAUCAUCGAUUCAUCUGUGGAGGUGGAACGGCCCCGAAACAAUGGCUCUGCCUUUCCCGGCCAGGGGAAGUCCGGAUCGGCUCCUCUUCAGUUACUGCAAACGAGACUCAGGUGUGAAACCUGUGCUGUCGAGACAAUCUGUAACCUUUAACUCCUUCGCUGUAUUCAACACUGAAGUCCUCACGGCUGAGCAGCAGCUCCGUGUGAAUGUUACCGUGUGUGCGUGCACCUCACUGAUUUCAACACACUGUACGGAAACGUACUUUGCUUUUACUCGUGUUUCCUUUUUUUGCACAUCUUUUUUCUGUUUUAUUCGUUUGUUUUUCAGUCUGUACCUUCAAAUACAGUUCAUAUACUUUCAGCA